AUGACAGUAGCAAUACAUUCAGUUUACUCGUGUAGAUUAAAAAAGGUAUUGAUUAUUGAUUGCAUUAGUACUAAGAUUACUACUACUACCACUACUACUACUACUACUACUACUACUACUACUACUACUACUACUACUACUACUACUACUACUACUACUACUACUACUACUACUACUACUACUACUACUACUACUACUACUACUACUACUACUACUACUACUACUACUACUACUACUACUACUACUACUACUACUACUACUACUACUACUACUACUACUACUACUACUACUACUACUACUACUACUACUACUACUACUACUAAUACUCACACUACUACUACUACUACCACUGCUAAUAUUCUCCGUUCGAUUUCUUAUGAAUCUCUGAAAAAUGAUCAUUCCGGAUUAAGUUUCUAUGAGUUUGUAAGUUCUUAUGAUAUAGUAUGGUAUGAGAUAAUCUUCUCAAAUGAUUGUUAA
Molecule: messenger RNA, 477 nt
Organism: Heterobilharzia americana
Lineage: Eukaryota; Metazoa; Platyhelminthes; Trematoda; Strigeidida; Schistosomatidae
Source: the annotation of a GenBank genome assembly